UCAAACUAAGCACACAUCUGCAGCACACACAAAGCAUAUAUUCCCACCAAGCCACCAUGGUGCACUACGAUGCCACGAAAUGCCACGUGGACGCCGAGGUGAUCAUCACGACUGCCGUGGCGUCCACGUGGACCGUGGCCCCGGCGCUGCCGCUGCAGGAGCACCGGCUGCCGCUCUCCAACCUCGACCUCCUCCUGCCCCCCAUCGACGUCGGCGUCUUCUUCUGCUACGCCUCCGGCAACGGCAACGACGACGAUGUCCCCUCGGCGUUGGCCCUGAAGGCGGCGCUGGCCAAGGUGCUGGUGCCGUACUACCCGCUGGCCGGCGAGGUCGUUGCCACCGCCGCCGGCGAGCCGGAGCUGCUCUGCAGCGGCCGCGGCGUCGACUUCACGGAGGCCACCGCCGCCGGCGCCGAGCUGAGGCAGGUCCGGCUAUCCAUGCCGGACGAGAGCGCGGACAAGCUGGUGCCCGCCAAGAAGUCCGGGGUCAUGAGCGUGCAGUUCACGAAGUUCAAGUGCGGGGGCGCCGUGGUGGGCUGCGUGUUCGACCACCGGGUCUGCGACGCCUACUCCUUCAACAUGUUCCUCGUGGCAUGGGCCAACGCAGCCCGUGGCGGAAGCAGCUCCGUCUCGCCGGCUCCAUCCUUCGACCGCUCAUUCCUCGCUCCGAGGAACGGCAUUAGCAGCAGCGUGGACACGCUGGCCGACCGCCUCUUCGUCCCCGUCAGCCGCGUGCCGCCGCCAUCCACGUCGGCAGCUCCUGCGGCGGCCACGGAGGCUUUCAACCGCAUCUACCACGUGUCCGCGGCCGACGUGGCGGCGCUGCAGGCCGCGGCGGGGCCCGGGCGCACGAAGCUCGAGGCGUUCACGGCCCACCUCUGGCAGCUCUACGCCAUGGCUGCGGACACGUCAGACCGCCGCCCGUCGUGCCGCGUCAGCAUGGGCGUGGUCGUGGACGGGCGCUCCCGCCUGCGCCCGGACGGCGCCAUGGGUGCCUACUUCGGGAACGUGCUGACCAUCCCCUACGGGAUCCUCGGCGCCGGCGACCUACGUGGCAUGGCGCUCGCCGACGUGGCGGCCGACGUGCACGGGUGGGUGUCCGAGGCGGCGAGCGGGGAGCGCUUCCGCGGGCUCGUGGAGUGGGUGGAGGCCCAUCGGCCCGAGCCCACGGUGGCCAGGGCCUACCUGGGGGCCGGGGAGUCGGAUUCGAUGGUCUGCGUGGUGUCGUCGGGGAUGAGGCUUCCGGUCGGGGAAGUGGACUUCGGGACGGGCCGGCCCGCGUUCGCGUCGUACCACUUCCCGUGGCCCGGGGGCGCCGGGUACGUGAUGCCGAUGCCCAGCGCGCGCGCCGGGUCAGGGGACUGGGUGGUGUACGUGCACGCGGCGCCGGAGCUGGUGAGGGCCAUGGAGCAGGAGCCCACGGUGUUCAGAGCGCCCGACGGCCGCCGCAUAUUUGGGUGAUUUUGCAUUGGUCGAUGGACAUAUAUGCAUGCAUGUAAGGCACGUAAAUUUCCCAUGUGUGGUUUACGGUUUCAUCGUCUACGUACGUGUGCUUGUAAGCGUACGUACUGUGUGUAUUCUGAUCUCCGUGGUAGUGCAUGAUUUCACUCACUUUGUGAUGUAAAGUUGUGUGUACAUAGAAGGGCACGCGAGAUCUUGUAUCACCUGGGGCUAGCUAGCAGAAUGAUGAUGAAACAAGGGGAGCAGUGCUCUGGCUAGUCUCCAGCCCAAUACUACACGGUGUUACAAUUAGCCCACAAAAAAAGACUUUAAAUCCUCC
Messenger RNA from Brachypodium distachyon (stiff brome), 1779 nucleotides. RefSeq names its product hydroxycinnamoyltransferase 2. The record is from RefSeq and is a predicted model, not a curated record. Gene Ontology annotation, molecular function: acyltransferase activity, transferring groups other than amino-acyl groups. The transcript is spliced from 2 exons. Lineage: Eukaryota; Viridiplantae; Streptophyta; Magnoliopsida; Poales; Poaceae. The coding region runs from base 57 to 1460 and encodes 467 amino acids.